GGGACCAAGGGCAGCAUGUCGUCCGGGGCCAAGGAGGGAGGCGGGGGCUCCCCCGCGUACCACCUCCCGCACCCGCACCCGCAUCCCCCCCAGCACGCCCAGUAUGUGGGGCCCUAUCGGCUGGAGAAGACGCUGGGCAAAGGCCAGACAGGGCUGGUUAAGCUGGGCGUCCACUGCAUCACAGGCCAGAAGGUCGCCAUCAAGAUCGUGAAUCGGGAGAAGCUGUCGGAAUCGGUGCUGAUGAAGGUGGAGCGGGAGAUCGCCAUCCUGAAGCUCAUCGAACACCCACACGUCCUCAAGCUGCACGACGUCUACGAGAACAAGAAAUAUUUGUACCUGGUUCUGGAGCAUGUCUCUGGAGGUGAGCUGUUUGACUACCUGGUAAAGAAGGGGAGACUGACCCCCAAGGAGGCCCGGAAGUUCUUCCGCCAGAUCGUGUCAGCGCUGGACUUCUGCCACAGCUACUCCAUCUGCCACAGAGACCUGAAGCCGGAGAACCUGCUGCUGGACGAGAAGAACAACAUCCGCAUCGCGGACUUCGGCAUGGCGUCCCUGCAGGUGGGGGACAGCCUCCUGGAGACGAGCUGCGGGUCCCCGCACUAUGCGUGUCCGGAGGUGAUUAAGGGGGAGAAGUACGACGGCCGCAGGGCGGACAUGUGGAGCUGCGGGGUCAUCCUCUUCGCCCUGCUGGUGGGGGCUCUGCCCUUCGAUGAUGACAACCUCCGCCAGCUGCUGGAGAAGGUGAAACGGGGUGUCUUCCACAUGCCCCACUUCAUCCCGCCGGACUGCCAGAGCCUCCUGCGGGGCAUGAUCGAGGUGGAGCCCGAGAAGAGGCUCAGUCUGGAGCAGAUUCAGAAACAUCCUUGGUACCUGGGUGGGAAGCAUGAGCCGGAUCCGUGCUUGGAGCCGACCCCAGGCCGCAGGGUGGCCAUGCGGAGCCUGCCGUCCAACGGGGAGCUGGACCCCGACGUCCUGGAGAGCAUGGCUUCGCUGGGCUGCUUCAGGGACCGGGAGCGGCUGCACCGCGAGCUGCGCAGCGAGGAGGAGAACCAAGAAAAGAUGAUCUACUACCUGCUUUUGGACCGGAAGGAGCGGUACCCCAGCUGUGAGGACCAGGACCUGCCUCCCCGCAAUGAUGUUGACCCCCCUCGGAAGCGAGUGGACUCCCCCAUGCUAAGCCGGCACGGGAAGCGGCGGCCAGAGCGGAAGUCCAUGGAAGUCCUGAGCAUCACGGAUGCGGGCGGCGGCGGCUCCCCGGUGCCCACCCGGCGGGCCCUGGAGAUGGCCCAGCACAGUCAGAGAUCCCGUAGCGUCAGUGGAGCCUCCACCGGCCUGUCCUCCAGUCCUCUGAGCAGUCCGCGGAGUCCGGUCUUUUCCUUCUCACCGGAGCCUGGGGCUGGAGAUGAGGCUCGGGGAGGAGGCUCCCCGACUUCCAAAACGCAGACGCUGCCUUCUCGAGGCCCCAGGGGUGGGGGCGCCGGGGAGCAGCCCCCACCCCCCAGUGCCCGCUCCACUCCCCUGCCUGGACCCCCAGGCUCCCCACGUUCCUCCGGGGGCACCCCCUUGCACUCGCCUCUGCACACUCCCCGGGCCAGCCCCACCGGGACCCCGGGUACGACGCCGCCUCCAAGCCCAGGCGGUGGUGUCGGGGGAGCCGCCUGGAGGAGUCGUCUCAACUCCAUCCGCAACAGCUUCCUGGGCUCCCCUCGUUUCCACCGGCGCAAGAUGCAGGUGCCCACCGCCGAGGAGAUGUCCAGUUUGACGCCGGAGUCCUCUCCAGAGCUGGCAAAACGCUCCUGGUUCGGGAACUUCAUCUCCUUGGACAAAGAAGAACAAAUUUUUCUCGUGCUAAAGGACAAACCUCUCAGUAGCAUCAAAGCGGACAUCGUCCAUGCCUUCCUGUCGAUCCCCAGCCUGAGUCACAGCGUGCUGUCACAGACCAGCUUCAGGGCCGAGUACAAGGCCAGCGGUGGCCCCUCCGUCUUCCAGAAGCCCGUCCGCUUCCAGGUGGACAUCAGCUCCUCUGAGGGACCAGAGCCCUCCCCGCGGCGGGAUGGCGGCGGCGGCGGAGGUGGCGUCUACUCUGUCACCUUCACUCUCCUCUCCGGUCCCAGCCGUCGGUUCAAGCGAGUGGUGGAGACCAUCCAGGCACAGCUGCUGAGCACUCACGACCAGCCCUCCGUGCAGGCCUUGGCAGACGAGAAGAACGGGGCGCAGACCCGGCCUGCCAGCACCCCGCCCCGAAGCCUGCAGCCCCCGCCCGGCCGCCCAGACCCGGAGCUGACCAGCUCUCCCCGCCGAGGCCCCCCCAAGGACAAGAAGCUCCUGGCCACCAACGGGACCCCUCUGCCCUGACCCCAGGGGGCCGGGGAAG
Molecule: messenger RNA, 2374 nt
Organism: Myotis myotis
Lineage: Eukaryota; Metazoa; Chordata; Mammalia; Chiroptera; Vespertilionidae
Gene: BRSK1
Product: BR serine/threonine kinase 1
Exons: 19
Coding region: 16-2355 (779 amino acids)
Biological process (GO): microtubule cytoskeleton organization; protein phosphorylation; intracellular signal transduction
Cellular component (GO): cytoplasm
Molecular function (GO): protein serine/threonine kinase activity; tau-protein kinase activity; ATP binding
Source: RefSeq, a predicted model, not a curated record